Messenger RNA from Aureobasidium musti, 570 nucleotides. Lineage: Eukaryota; Fungi; Ascomycota; Dothideomycetes; Dothideales; Saccotheciaceae. The record is from the annotation of a GenBank genome assembly.
AUGUUCUACACAAUGUAUCUUGAUGGCCUCUGCAAACGCCGACACUGGCCUCAGCCAAUGUUCCAACCAUCGGUCACUCGUCACGGCUAUACUUGUGUGGUCCGUGUCAACAACCGCGAAUAUAGCACAGACGGGCAACACUACACAACCGAAGCAUUGGCUCGUGACGCCGCUGCGACACGCGCCUAUAUGAUCUGCCGCAAUUUCUCUGUAAACGACGGCAUGUAUCCUGGACAGAAACCUGGCUCUGGCACUGCCCAGGGUCUACCUGUCGCCAUCGGCUCUGGCCGCAAAAACAUCAGCGUUUCCACCUCUUCCUCCAAUGAUCAGAGAAGGCGGCUUGGUGAACUAAGAGAAGAGGAUGAAGACGAGAACAGCAGUUGGACUUCUGGUGGCUCAAGCCCUAGAAGUGUCGAUUCUGCUGUUGCUGGAAUCAGGUCUGGCCAUGCUGGUGCUGGCAAAUCUCAUCAUGCCAGACAGACUACUUGUGCCUGUCGUCGUGCUCCGGUCUUGCAGCACUACCCUCGUUGCCAGUACUGUCUUCGCGAUGCUGGAUGGAUAACUUUCUAA